This is a messenger RNA of Diceros bicornis minor, 3819 nucleotides long. RefSeq names its product actin maturation protease (gene ACTMAP). The record is from RefSeq and is a predicted model, not a curated record. NCBI's taxonomy places the organism in Eukaryota, Metazoa, Chordata, Mammalia, Perissodactyla, Rhinocerotidae. The coding region runs from base 1147 to 2199 and encodes 350 amino acids. The transcript is spliced from 6 exons.
GAGAUUACUUACAAACAGAGCCACAGCUCCCGCAAGUGCUGCCUGCUACGCUUCUGAGUGCCGACCACAAAGCUGCCUCUCCUGGCCCCGCCUCUGUCUUUCUGCAAGCCAAUCCCCGCGCGGAAAUUCGGUAGCUUGACCAAUCAGAGUAAGUCCCGCCCCUGGGCCAGAUCUUGCCAAUCAAAACGGCACUUAGGUUCCCGCCUCGGCAGGAACACCCCGCCCACUCCCCGCAAACCCUCCGCUUGCUGCGGCGCCUGAGGCUCCGGACCAAUCAAUGAAGGCUGCGCCCGCUCACGCGCUUCUUGCCAAUCGGGACGCGGCUCGUGCUGCAAUCUCUUCCGGAGACAGUCCUUUGGCAGCCCCAACCUCCCCUCCGCCGCGCCUUCUCUGUCACGUGAUCGCUAAAGGGGCGGGCACGAGUUGCGAGUCCUACCACGUGACAUGUGAAAGGUUGUGAGCUGCGGCCGCCAUUUUGUGGGGUUGCGGAGGCGCCUUUUACGUCCUGGCUUCAUUCUCUACCCCAACGGUAUCGUGGCUCCCAGCGCUCUCCGAUUUCUGAGCCUUCCCCAGCCCGCAAGACUUUGUUUUUUUGCGCUCUGAUUCUAGGACAUUCUCCACAAGUAGGCUCUUUUUCCUGCCAGGUGUCCUUUUGACCUCUUGACGUCUGGCUCAAAGGUCAGCUCCAAGUUUCUGAACUCGGGCCUGCAGUGUGAGGGGUUACAGAGCGUGAAUAACCCAGUCUUCAGCCCUGGGCUUCUAAAUCCCACGGCUUAGGCGCCUCACCCCAGGUCUGAGCCUUCAUAUCCCAAAAUUGAUCCUGAAGUUUCCAAAUCUAGUCCCGGAUUAGUUAACUCCUACUAAAUCGCCCUCCUUGAGCCUUGCAACCCAACCGGAUAGCACAAAUCUAGCUCCGGAUUAAAGGACCCUGCCCUGUUAACCCUCAGAUCCCUCCUGAUUUGAGUCAGCCUCCUCCCUGCUCCCAUGGUUCCAAAUUUUACCAUGGUUCUUUCAAUGAUGGCUCGGCCACUAAAUUCUGGGACUCAGCUCUAAAACCUUCAGAAUCUCCAUCCCUGAGACCAACUCAUUUUGGAGGAUCGUUCUCUCUCCCAUUCUUGACUUCCAGCCUAUGCCAUAGACUCUCAAAUGAUUUCUCCGUGUUCUCCUCCCCUAGAGCCACCAGCCCCUCCUCCAAGACCCCCUGCACCCCAGGCCCCCAUCAUUCCACCUCCUCCGCUACCCCCACAUCUCCCCGACUUAGCUUUUCCACCCCCUUCCUUGAGUCUUGAGGCCCCUAUUCCCCCACCACCCCCACUGCCACCUCCACCCCCUGCCACAGGGGUUGCUCCCCCUCAUGUCUACGGCCUGGAGAAGAGCCGGCUCCUGAAGGAGGCCUUGGAGAAGGCUGGCCCAGUCCCCAGGAGCAGAGAGGAUGUGAAGAGGCUGCUGAAGCUGCACAAGGAGCGUUUCAGGAGUGACCUGCGGUGGAUCCUCUUCUGUGCGGAGCUGCCCUCCCUCAUCCAAGAAGGCCCUCAGUGUGGGCUGGUGGCCUUGUGGAUGGCAGGCACUCUCCUGGCGCCCCCCAGCGGUGUCCCCCUGGAGAGACUCGUGCACAUGGCUGUGGAGAGAGGCUACACGGCCCAGGGAGAGAUGUUCUCUGUGGCCAACGUGGGCAGGCUGGCCCGGGAGGCGCUGGGCUGCCAGGCUGAGCUGCUUUCUGGAGGCCUGGGCGGUCCCAACAGAGACCGUGUCCUGCAGCACCUUGUCGCUGGAAAUCCCUUGCUCAUCCCCUACGAUGAGGACUUCAACCACGAGCCGUGUCAGAGAAAGGGCUACAAGGCCCACUGGGCAGUGAGCGCAGGGGUCCUGCUGGGCGUGCAGCAUGUGCCAAGUCUCGGCUAUGCCGAGGACCCCGAGCUGCCAGGCCUGUUCCACCCAGUGCCUCACACGCCCCGCCAGCCACCAUCCCUGCCGGAGGAAGACUCGCCAGGAGUCGUCUACCUUCUCUCCAAGCAGGGCAAGAGUUGGCACUACCAGCUGUGGGACUACGACCAAGUCCGGGAUAGCAACCUGCAGCUGACGGACUUCUCGCCCUCGAGGGCCGCUGAUGGCCGGGAGUAUGUGGUGCCUGCUGGUGGGGUGCGGGCCGGCCUCUGUGGACAGGCCCUGCUCCUCAGACCACAGGACUCUAGCCACUAGCCUGCUGCGGCCCUGAGCUGUGGGACUGGGUCUGGGCCACAGCCUGGCUCUGUCACCAUUUGAAAAACGCCCCCGUUUCUCCUUUUGUGCAACAGCCCAAGGGUUUGGGUUGGAUCUCUGAGGACCUCCAGCCAGAGGUCUUUCAUGCAGGGUCCACCCCAGUGCAUCCAGUCCCAAUCCUGGGUAUUGUCCCAACUCCUCUGCCCCCAAGCCCAUCCCCCCAGUAUUGAGCACCUACUCUGUGGGCCGGGGUUAGAACCAGAAGCCUCAUAGACAAGCUCCCUCUCUCCAGGGGAGACUGACAGCAGCUCAGACCCAAUGUCCUAUCCAUUCUACGUGAAUGUUGCAUCCAUUGAAUUCUCACUGGUGACCACCUUCUAACCACUGUCCUGUCUCUGGACAUCUGCAAGAGCCUCGCCACUGGACCCUCUGCUGCCUCACGUCUGUUCACAUGGAGCCAGGCCUGAUGGAGGGGAAAAAAAAAAAACGCAAACCAGGUCUUCCCACUCUCCACCAGAGAAGCUUCUAGCAGCUCCUUCUUGCUCACAGGAUAGGGAUUAACCUCUCCCGGCCUCAGCUCAUCUGUCCUUAUCCUGGGCUGUUCUUUCUCACACUUUCUGCAGCCAGCCAUACUCGCCUUCCAGGUCCCUGUCGUACUCCACUGCAGCCCUCUGCUGACUCCUUCACUGCUCCAUCUUGGCUCAUUGUCGCUUCCUUAGGAAAGAUUCCCUCAGCUCCAGGUUAGGCCCCUCUCCCACCUCUGUUCUGAUUUUUUUGAAAAAAAUCAAAUUCCUCUGAGAACAGUUACAUGUGGCAACCUCUUUACCCAUGUUAACCCAUGAAAUCCUCCAGUCCUAUAAGGAAGGUACUAGAUCCUCCCCACUUUCCAGGUGGAGAGACUGAGGCCUGGAGGGGUGUAGCUACUGGCCUGAGGUCACGUGGCUUGCCAAGUGGCAGGGUCAGGGCUCAACCAGGCAGUUAGUACCCACUCAGAUGUGUAUACAUAUAUGUAUAGAGAGAGAUUAUUAGUCUAAUGAAUACCUGUUGCCUCUCCUCUGAAAGGGGAAGAGCAAAUCUGUCUUGGUCACUGCUGUGUCCCCAGUGCCCAGCAAAGAGUCUUAUCCAGAGAAACUGUACAGUGGAGUGUUUCAAACCAGAAGUGGGGCGUCCUCCAUCCCAGCCCUGACGAUGGUUGCCACAUUCUGUCUGGUGCACUGUCCUGGGAACCCUUGAGGGCAGGGCUUAGAGCUGUCUUGGUCACCACUGCGCCCCCUGCAUUGUCCAGCACAGAGCCAGGCACAAGAGUAGCAGCUCAGCGACCACCGGUGACUGGACCAGCCCACGCAGAGCCUGCCUCUACCCCAAACUGAUCGUCGUCCCAUUACCUCACCCAGCACUGAUGCUCAGAUCAGGAGCUUUGAGCCCACACACUCCGAUGCAAAAGAAAAACUCCACAAACUUGAACUCUGAAUGUCCCAUUUAUUGGGGGGCUGUCAUGGGGGGCAAGGCAGUGAGGCGAUUCUGCCUCCUGUUCCCGACGCUGCCCCACCUAACAACUACUCGCUUUUGUAUAAAUAAGUAUAAAGGUCAGUGGAAAAGGAGCAUGCUGCAGCCCUGGGA